AUGGCGUUUCUCGACCGGUGCCGCGCGCUGGACAACGACGACGCGAACGCGCUCGUGGAGGCGUUCUGCGCGAGCGAGCGCUUGGAUGGACAAUUUUGCGAGGACGCGUUCGAUUGCGUCUACGCGGCGCACGCGCGAAACGCCCCAGAGGAAGAGUUGCGAACGAUGAUGUCGCUCGCGAGACUCUUCAUGCGACGAUACCGCGCGCGAGAGACCCCGGCGAGGUGGCGCGCGGUGGACGCGGCGACGACGGCGGCGCGCGACGCCGCGCGCGCCGGCGUCCCGGGCGACGCCGCGCGCGACGCGAUUCGCCGCGCCGUCGCCGACGUCCCCGACGUCACCGCGCGCGACUUCAUGGACGCCAUGCGUGAGUUUCGCAUCAAA
Molecule: messenger RNA, 384 nt
Organism: Ostreococcus tauri
Lineage: Eukaryota; Viridiplantae; Chlorophyta; Mamiellophyceae; Mamiellales; Bathycoccaceae
Product: unnamed product
Exons: 1
Source: RefSeq, a predicted model, not a curated record